Rhizoctonia solani is the source of this 3402-nucleotide messenger RNA. RefSeq names its product guanine exchange factor for Rac 30. NCBI's taxonomy places the organism in Eukaryota, Fungi, Basidiomycota, Agaricomycetes, Cantharellales, Ceratobasidiaceae. Bases 1 to 3402 code for a protein of 1133 amino acids. The record is from RefSeq and is a predicted model, not a curated record. Gene Ontology annotation, molecular function: guanyl-nucleotide exchange factor activity. The transcript is spliced from 5 exons.
AUGGAUCCGCUCCAUAGUUUCCUGUCGUCUAUUUCUCCGGCACGCGCCAAGUCACCCACUCCGCCCGCCAAACCCAUACGAUCCAAGUCGCCUACUCCGACACCGACACCUGCACAGCCUUCGAAAUCGCGAUUCAGACGACAUCCGACACCCUCGGCCUCUUCGUCUAAUCUGCUUGUUCCUACGCCUCAUACGGCCGGAGUAAGCGCGAGUGCAUCGACGAGUAAUCUCCGAUCGCCCAGUCCCACCCAGAGCCGCUUUGGCAAGAUGCUUGCCCAGCCUAUCUUCCAUCUCCCGCGCUCCCGCUCCCCGAAGCCCCCAGAGACGACCAAACUCGAAGUCCCGAGCAUCAUCGACAGCAGCUCUUCCACAUCGCUUGUUGCCCCCAGUGUUCCUGCCAGGUCUCCGCUACGAGGCACACCACGCUCUGUUGCUUCCUUUUCAUCCCUGCUCGACUCGUAUGGCCAGCCAACCAGCAAGGCCUCUCGAUCCGGCUCUACCCUCGGUCUUGGUCUGCCCACAAACGAGGAGGAGCCCGAGAUUGCAGCCGACCUUCCGAGUCCAAGUGUAUACUCUCCCGUCAAUGCCGCAUUUCCCAGCGAGCAAGAGGCCGAGCACCGGGUGCGGCGAAGUGCGAGCAUGCGACUCGGUCAUCUGCGCAUGCCCUCGACUCGCACACGGAGCGCAAGCGUCAGCAGUCCCAUGAAGUACGAAGACGGCGCAGACAUUCCUACUAUUACCCCCGGCAGACGGUCUGUAGACAGUGUCCCCCAGAUAUCACGUCGCGGCACCACAGCCUCGAGCACACUCCCGCCCAUUCGAGACUCGGCUAUUGGGAUCAGAGACCUUCCCCCGACUCCUCCCCCCAAACUACAUGUACGCAUGCAAUCCGAGUUUACCCUUGGCCCCGAAUUUGCCUCGUACGACGCUCAGCCUACUAGGGGUGUCAGGGUCCAGUCCGGCCGACAGCGAAAGCUCAGGUCGUCCCGGCACCAGCCUCAGCCUCAGCCGUCCGAGAUGGUUAUUCAACUUCCACUGCCAAGCACUGGCACUCCCUCGCCUGCUCAGGAAUCGGUCGGGUCCCCCUCGACGCGAACCAGUACCUCUCAGCUCUCCCUUCUUGUCGAAUCCCCCGAACACGCCUACUCUAAUAAACGCCCCGAGUCUAUACCUGAACAAAAACCCUCCAAACGCACGCACGCCCUCCUCGAACUUUUAUCCUCUGAACGCGCCUAUGCAUCCGACCUCGCCCUCAUACGCGACAUUUUCCUCCCCCUCGCGCAAGGAAAACCAACCACGUUCCCCCUCCCGCCGAGUGUCGGAAGUUUGAUGUUUCCAAUGCACAAAGACCCUCCGAUGAGCGCCCAAGAUGUCAAGAUUGUAUUCGGAAACAUCGAAGAGCUCGCUUCCUUUGCCGACGAACUAUCCGAGCGCUUGGAGCUUGCCUUGGGCAGCGUUGUCCCAGGCGGUACGGGCGACGACCGAGUAGGCGAGCUCUUUUGCGAGUUGGCCCCGAGGAUGACCCCAAUGUACUUGGCGUAUAUCACUCGACACCCUGCAGCUGUCGCCCGAUACGCUCAGCUUUCCACCAACCCCACUCCCGCCAUGGCUCAGUACCUCACAACCACCAAGGCAAUGACGACCAGUAUAACGCAUGCAUGGGAUAUACCCAGUCUAAUCAUCAAACCCCUCCAACGACUACUCAAAUACCCCCUCAUCCUCCAAACCAUCCUCGAAAAUACCCUUCCCUCGCUAAACCACCCAGACCGCGCCACACUCGCCCUAGCCAAAGAAAAAACCGAACAAGUCGCACGACAAGUCAAUGAAGGAAAACGUCGCUGGGAAGUCGUCAAGGGCGUGCUCGAGUCGGGCAAGUCCCCCCCUGGACACGGCUCCAAGACUCGAAGCAUGUUCCGCCCGCGGCCGAGCACGUCCGCCAACGGCAACGAAACGCAAGAGGACCUGGUCGCGCUCGAGAAACGGGUCAAGGAGUGCGCAGACACGGCGAGUCGGAUGGCCGAGCGCGUCGUCGUAUGGGCCGACGCGCUCACGAGUAACACACGAAGCCUGUUCGUCUGGUCCCGCUCGUUCCAGCGCGUCGUCGACCUGGACGUCCUGCUUGGCGGGGACCCACAGGGCGGAUCCGAGGCCGUGCGCGCCUUUUCGGGCGUCGCGCAGGGGCUGGACGAUUUGAGCCGCGAGCUGGCGGCGGUCGUGAGCGAGGAACUCGUGCCGCAACUCCACCGACUCGGGAAAACGAGCAAAGAGCCGCUACUGCUCUGCGCGCAUGCGCACACCCUCGCGGGGGCGCACUACAACCUCAUCAACGCGCCGUACUCCAAGUCUCGUCCGUCGGGGCUGCUCGAGGCCUCGCAGUCGUAUCUCGCGCUCUCGGCCCAGCUCAGGGAGGAGCUCCCGAGGUACAUUGAUAUGUUCGAGCGCGCGCUCGGGAUUAUUGUUUUGAGACUCUCGGGAUGGCAGGCGCGGUACUUUCAAGAGUCCGAGCGUCGCUGGCGCGAGUUUUGGAUCGCGCUCGACGUCGAGGGGGAUACUGAAAACUCGGCGGUCGAGACGGUGCGGAUAUGGUGGAGCCGGUGGGAGUCGACUGCGCGGCAGAUGGCAUCGAUGGCGAUUGUAUCCUCUGGCCCAACCAACAAGCGGGUUUACCGGGAACGAGAACGAGAACGGGAGAGGGAGCGGGAGCGGGAGCGAGUGAGGCCGGACGUGAGUACUCCCACGUCGGACUCGGCGAGCUGGGAUUAUAUUCCGCCCUCUGCCAUGUCGUUUGAUGGGAACGGAAACUCGAAUGGAAAGGGCCAUUCGCGCGCCGUGUCGAGUGACUAUUCUGCCCGGAGUGCCGAGUUUCCUGGAGGGAUAGGCAAAGGGGGAGCAGGGGCAGGAGGAGCAGGAGGGGAAAGAGGGAAAGCGAAAAAGGGCCAAAGAGGAGGGAGCAACCUCCGCCGAGUCACAGAUACCCUAUUCGGCGGGACACCCGCGAGCUACGCCUCGUCGACACCGCAACCAGGAUCAGGAUCAGGAUACGCAACCACACCCUUCCCAUACUCCCCACCACCCUCGUCCUCGAACCCCAACUCGACCCGACCGCCGUCCUCGAACCCGUCGCCGUCCCCGAGAAGCUCGCACCACCCGGUCCUCUACGCUGCCGCGGCGAUCCAUCCGUUCGACCCGGCGACGAGCGCCACGCACCUCGGUCUUCCGUUUUUGAAACUCGAGAUUGGGGAUACGUUGGAGAUUUUGCUCGAGGCGGGCCACCCAAAGGAGCACAAGGAUCUGCCGAUCCCGUACGAUGAUGCGCCGGAUUGUAUGUUGGCUGCUAGGAGCGAGAGGGGUGAGGAAGGGUGGGCGUUGGCUAGUUAUUUGAUGCCGCUUGCUAGUAUGUAG